AUGAACAACUUGGAUCUUCAUAUUUUGAAAUCUAAAGCACAAGAAACCGAGGAAAGACUGGAGGAGGUUACUUCAAGACUUGAAAACAGUGAGGAUGCCUGGAAAGGGCCUUUAGUAUUGAGGGCAACUGCAAAUAUUCUACAGAGGAAUAAGCUCUUUAGUAUGGGCAUUAUGGCCCAACCUCAAUGGGGCAGGGGUUUGGAUGAUAUACCUCAUAGAAAUAGGAGACAACUAAGAAAGCUAGUUACUUGCUAUCAGUUAGAGUUGGAUGACUCAGAUAGUUACUGGAGGUUGGGCUGUUUAAUAGGUGAGGACUCUAAAGGCUCAAAGGCUAAGAAGCGAUACAAGAUGCACAUUCUUGAAGCCUCCUUCACCUUCAUCCUCAACUUGUGUGAACCAAUUUCCUCCACGAGCAGGGCCAUGGAAGAAGCAUCAUGGGAGCAGAGACUGCAAGCCUUAACGCACAUCCUAACGAGCCCCACAACCACCCCAUCUCUCCACUCUCAAUUCUUCAUCGCCACCCAAAUCCCCUGCUACCUCAACUGGGACUAUCCUCCCUUCCUCUGCUCCAACCCCAACCUUCUCAGAACAUGGCUCCGCUCAUUCUUCCUCAAAAGGGUCUUCGGAACUGCACCUCCUCAAACCUCUUGGAGAUCUAAGUGCCCCUUCCACCAACCCCCACCCUUGAUUCUCGCAGGCGGAGUCGAGGAACCGCACUGGGGACCCCAACAAAGAAGAGCUUACGUUAGGAAGAGAAUGGCCAGGAAACUUCGCAAAAAUGUUAACCCCGUUCCACACAUUGUAAUACCAAAUCUUUUGUUGUUGUCGCUUAUGAUUUGGAACCCCUUUCAAUCUCCAGAUUGA
Sphenostylis stenocarpa is the source of this 864-nucleotide messenger RNA. The record is from the annotation of a GenBank genome assembly. NCBI's taxonomy places the organism in Eukaryota, Viridiplantae, Streptophyta, Magnoliopsida, Fabales, Fabaceae.